This is a messenger RNA of Colias croceus (clouded yellow), 3565 nucleotides long. RefSeq names its product ribosome biogenesis protein BMS1 homolog. NCBI's taxonomy places the organism in Eukaryota, Metazoa, Arthropoda, Insecta, Lepidoptera, Pieridae. Gene Ontology annotation, molecular function: U3 snoRNA binding; GTP binding; GTPase activity. The transcript has 2 exons. The record is from RefSeq and is a predicted model, not a curated record. Gene Ontology annotation, cellular component: 90S preribosome; nucleus. The coding region runs from base 103 to 3534 and encodes 1143 amino acids. Gene Ontology annotation, biological process: endonucleolytic cleavage of tricistronic rRNA transcript (SSU-rRNA, 5.8S rRNA, LSU-rRNA); ribosome biogenesis; maturation of SSU-rRNA from tricistronic rRNA transcript (SSU-rRNA, 5.8S rRNA, LSU-rRNA).
ACCUGUGAGACUGUGACAGAAUAGAAUACACGUGAAUUUAAAUGUUUUGGUCCUGGAAUUUUUAUUUUACUCUCAGUUUAAAUUAAAACACUGCAUUCAAAAAUGGCAGACGAUGCCAUUUUUGAUAAGAAAAAAUCUCACCGAGCCAAACAUGCCGGCCGGAAGGCGGAAAAGAAGAAAAAGAAAAAUCAAGUCGAUCAAUCUAACCUAAGUGCUCGGCAGAGAAAUCCAAAAGCAUUCGCUAUUCAAUCUGUUGUCCGCGCCGAAAGACAGUUUCGCAGAAAGGAAGAUGUUAUCGCAAAGAAGCAGCAUAUUCCGCAGGUGGAUAAAACUCCACUGGAGCCGCCGCCGAUCAUCGUUGCUGUUGUAGGACCACCGCGAGUGGGAAAAACGACGGUAAUAAACAAUUUAAUCAAAAGUUUUAUUAAGACAAAUGUAACAAGCACUAAAGGUCCUAUAACUAUCGUCACAUCGAAGAAACGACGAAUAACAUUGAUCGAAUGUAACAAUGACGUGAAUUCUAUGAUAGACAUCGCCAAAUGUGCAGACCUAGUACUGCUGCUGUGUGACGCGAGCUUUGGGUUUGAGAUGGAAAUAUUUGAGUUCCUAAACAUUUGCCAAGUGCAUGGUAUGCCUAAAAUAAUGGGUGUGUUGACGCACUUGGAUAUGAUAAAGAAUGCAAAGAAAUUAAAAAUGACAAAGAAAACAUUGAAACACAGGUUUUGGACUGAAGUGUAUUCAGGAGCGAAGCUGUUUUACUUGUCAGGUAUCAUUCACGGAGAGUAUUUGAGGAAUGAGAUAAAGAAUUUAGCAAGAUUUAUAUCAGUUAUGAAGUUCAGGGCUCUCAGUUGGCGAACAACUCAUGCUUACAUGUUGGCUGAUAGAAUGGAAGAUAUUACCAACCAGGAGAAUAUAAGAAAGGAUCCAAAAGUUAGCAGAGAUGUAGUUUUGUAUGGAUAUGUGAGAGGCGUGCCGUUAAUGAAGGAAUCCACAGUCCACAUAGCAGGUGUUGGUGACAUGAAAAUAAGUGAACUGUCAUAUCUACCAGAUCCAUGUCCACUACCAAGUAAAGAAAAGAAGAGACAUCUCAUGGAGAGAGAAAGACAAAUAUAUGCUCCAUUUUCUGGUGUUGGAGGCAUUGUAUAUGAUAAAGACGCUGUGUACAUUGAACUUAAAGGAUCUCACUCUCAUAAAGUAGAAGAUGAAGAAACAAACGAAAAGAAAGCACUGUUAAAAAAUGUUGUGGAGUCAAAAGAAACUGUUGAUGAGCAAAUGCAAGAGUCUGGCUUUAAGCUGUUCAGCGGCGGUGCUGUUAUAUAUCCAAGUAUGUUAAAGGAUGACGAAUACUUGAAACAAAAUAAAAAUGACGAAGAAAGUUCUGAUGACUCAGAAACAGGAAGUGAAAGUGAUUCUGAUAAUGACAGUGGUAUUGACCAAAGUGAAAAAGAGGCGAGUGCAAAAUUACCUUGGGAAAACAAGUCUGAUUCUGAAGAUGACAAUGAUGAUGAUGAAGAUGAUGAUAACAUGGAUACAGAAGAAGUAAAUGGAGGCAAGGAACAAGGCAAAGACAAUGAUAGCUCUGAUGCUGAUAGUGAGUCCGAAAAUGAAGAAGAUUUCGGUUCUAAAUGGAAAGAAAAGCUAGGUGAAAAGGCUACAAUGGCAUAUUUUGAGCGACAGAAAACUUCAAAAAAUAUAAUGAAGCUUGUGUAUGGCGAAUUUGAAGUUGGAAACAAAACAAAGACACAGAAUCAAGAAGAAUCGGAAGAUGAGAGUGAAGAAGAAAUUGGUGGUUUAUUCAAAAAAGUGACAAGUUCUCAAAAGACAAAGCAAAAGCAUAAAGAUCAACUAGAUGUUGAUGAAUGUUCAUUUUUCUAUGCUUUAGAUAAACCAACUAUAAGGGAUUGGACAAGUGAAACCAAUAAACAAGCAUUGAUUAAUAGUUUUGUUACUGGGAAAAGAUCUGCUGAUGAAGAUGCAGAGGAACUUCUGAAAUUAGAUGAUGCUAGUGAUGGCGACGAUGACAUGUACGGCGACUUUGAGGAUUUAGAAACGGGUGAAAAACAUGAAGCCAAAGAAGCUGAAGAUAAUGCAGCCGAACCGGGAUCAAAACGAAAAGGUGAACUAACAAAAUCUGAAAUUCUUGACAAGAAACUAAAAUUGAAGGCUAAAUUUGAUGCUGAAUAUGAUAAUCCUGAUGAUCAUAGAAUAAAAGGUGAUCAUUCAUAUUACGAAAAUCUCAAAGCUGAAGCUUUAAAACAAUCUGAGUUAAACAAGUCAGUUUUCGAAAAUCUAGAUGAGGGUUUGAGAGUUGAAGUUGAAGGAUUUAGACCAGGAUUAUAUGUUAGGAUGUUAUUUAAAAAUAUGCCUUCUGAGUUCGUUACCAAUUUCGAUGAGAGCUAUCCAAUCCUAAUCGGGGCUUUAAACAUGGCAGAACAAAACAUUGGUUUUGUUUCGUGCAAAGUGAAAAAACACAGAUGGUACAAGAAGAUAUUAAAGACAAAUGAUCCAUUGAUCAUUUCGUUGGGUUGGCGACGGUUCCAAACUUUGCCUAUUUAUUCCAAGAUCGAAGACGAUCUUAAGUGUAGGUAUUUGAAAUAUACGCCAGAACAUGUAACAUGUAACAUGCACUUCUAUGGACCCAUCACACCUCAAAACACCGGUUUUCUUGCAUUGCAAACAGUCACUAACAGUACAAAUGAGAUAAAACAAUUAGGCUUCAGGAUUGCAGCUACCGGAAGUGUAAAUGAAAUCAACAAGUCUACCCAAAUCAUGAAAAAACUUAAAUUGGUCGGAACGCCUCUAAAGAUCUACAAAAAGACUGCGUUCAUUAAAGAUAUGUUUACAAGUACACUCGAAGUAGCGAAAUUUGAAGGAGCCAGAAUAAAGACAGUAUCUGGUAUUAGGGGACAGAUAAAGAAAGCACUUAACAAACCAGAAGGUGCGUUCCGUGCGACGUUCGAGGACAAAAUACAAAUGAGCGAUAUAAUUUUCUGUCGAACGUGGUUCAAAGUAGACGUGACUAAAUUUUACGCGCCGGUUGUUAAUCUAUUACUGCCUAUCGGAAACAAAAACGCAUGGCAAGGAAUGAAGACGAAGGGACAACUGAAACGUGAAAAGAAUAUCAAGAGCGAAGCAAACACAGAUUCAAUGUACACAGAGAUUGUCAGACAGCCUAAAGUUUUCAAGCCGUUAGUCAUUCCUAAAAAUUUACAGAAAGGACUGCCUUAUAGAUUUAAGCCCAAACAUAAACAGAAUAAGAUAUCGACGAAGAAUACUAAAGAAAACUUCGGAGAAAGGAUAGCAGUAAUCAAGAGUCCAUAUGAACAGAAAGUAUCUAAUGUUAUGAAAAUGAUUAGAACUAAUUACGAAAAGAAGAAGAGCGAUCAAAGGGUAGCAACCAAGGAAAGAAUAAGUAAGUUCAAGAAAAAGCAAGAAGAAGAAGAAUGGAGGAAGAUAAAGCGACAGAAAGAGUUGAAGAAGAAGAUUUGUAGGAAUUUAAGCAAAACAUCUAGUAAAAAGAAACCGCAAAUGUAAUUUUUGUUAAUAAACGAUUGUUACUAUAAUA